AUGGCGGCGGGAAGCGCACGCCAUGUGCGCUACAUCCUCUUUGCCUUUUUUGUUAUCGCCGUUCUCUACUUCAUCUCUACUCCGGCAUCCGUCGUGACCCCCUUGAAAGAUAACUUUGGCAAAUUCCAACAAUCCACCGGAGCCUCGAAGCCUUCCGCCGGGAGCACUACCGGAAGCAAUACCGGAAGCACCACCGACACCGACGCUGCCCACGAUGACAAGACGCCCGUCAAGAGCAACGGCGCCGACUACGAUCCUGCCAAGUACCCAUUGGCCAUGACCCCGAACGACCCGGGGUGGAACGACCUGUCCAGUGUCAGUGGCGGCCCUCGCAUGAAUGCCACCUUUGUCACCUUGGCUCGCAACGCCGAUGUAUGGGAAAUUGCAAAGUCGAUCCGCUCGGUCGAGGACCGCUUCAACCGCCGCUACAACUACGACUGGGUCUUCCUCAACGAUAAGCCGUUCGACGACACCUUCAAGAAGGUCACCUCCUCCCUUGUUUCCGGCAAGACGUACUAUGGCGAGAUUCCGACCGAGCACUGGUCGUUCCCGCCCCACAUCGACCAGGAGAAGGCCAAGAAGGUUCGCGAGGACAUGAGACAGCGCAAGAUCAUUUACGGUGACAGCGUCAGCUACCGCCACAUGUGCCGUUUCGAGUCCGGCUUCUUCUUCCGCCAGCCCCUUAUGAUGAACUACGACUACUACUGGCGUGUCGAGCCGAGCGUCGAGUUCCACUGCGACAUCCACUACGACCCCUUCCGCUACAUGCACGAGAACAAGAAGAAGUACAGCUUCGUGCUCAGCCUUUACGAGUAUUUCGAGACCAUCCCCACUCUUUGGGACAGCGUUACCAAGUUCAUGAAGAACCACCCUGAGCACGUUGCCGAGGGCAACUCCAUGGCCUUCCUCAGUGACGAUGGUGGCAAGACCUACAACAAGUGCCACUUUUGGUCCAACUUCGAGAUUGGCAGCCUCAACUGGCUCCGCUCCAAGGCCUAUACCGACUACUUUGAGUCUCUCGACCAGGACGGCGGUUUCUUCUACGAGCGUUGGGGUGAUGCGCCGGUCCACUCGAUCGCCGCAGGCUUGAUGUUGAAGAAAGAGGAAAUUCACUUCUUCAACGACAUUGCCUACUACCACGUUCCCUUCACCCACUGCCCUACCGGAGAGCAGUUCCGCCUCGACCGCAAGUGUCAUUGCAACCCCAAGGAGAACUUUGACUGGAAGGGGUAUUCUUGCACUUCGCGGUACUACGAGCUCAACGGUCUUCCGAAGCCGGAGGGCUGGCAAGACAAUUCGGAUUAA
Molecule: messenger RNA, 1305 nt
Organism: Sordaria macrospora k-hell
Lineage: Eukaryota; Fungi; Ascomycota; Sordariomycetes; Sordariales; Sordariaceae
Biological process (GO): protein O-linked glycosylation; protein N-linked glycosylation; cell wall mannoprotein biosynthetic process
Cellular component (GO): membrane; Golgi apparatus
Molecular function (GO): alpha-1,2-mannosyltransferase activity
Source: RefSeq, a predicted model, not a curated record